AUGCCCUGGCAACCACUGCCCCGAAUUGCUUUCGCCGUAGCUACAUACCCCUUCACUGCCUCCAGCGCAGCAGACCUCCCCCUCGAGAUCGGCGACGAGCUAUACAUUAUCGAAGAAACACCAGAUGGGAACUGGUUGAGAGGCUACUUGGUCGCCCCUCCAAGUCUGCUUGCCGGCCUGACCAGCGUCAAGGGCCAGACAUUAGAGGCUCGCGUCUUCAGCGGCAUCUUCCCCCGCAGCUGUGUCGAGGUACGAGAAGUGCUGGGCGAGAGUGACGAGACUGACGACAGCGAGCCCGACAAUGGAGAUCCAAACGAAGACAAGAGGAAGAUAAGGACCAAGAGGGUGAAAAAGGAAGGCCGAUUGUCCGUCCCCGUACAGCGCGAUCCUAAUGCGCCUCGACCACCCGCUCCCGUGCCCAUGCUCAAGAUUGGCGACGAGACACCCACUUCGGCUGCCGAACCCCUCAUUGAUGAGAUCGCAUCCUGUCUCCGCGAAUGGCACUCAACAAACCUCCACGGGCUUCUCCUCUCCCGACAGUACGAAAAGCUCGACACUCUCUCCAAGCUGAUCACGAGCCUCAACCUCUCCCGACAGCAGUUUCUAUAUAAUGUCCUCACUACUUGGGAAUACGAAAACCUGCGGGAAACGACGGUUUGGGAUCUGGUCCGAGUCAACAAGCUCUGUGGAGGAGAAGUCAUUGUGCGCGACCCAAGUGCCCGUGGCCGUGUCAUGACGGGCGAUGAUUCUGUCGUGGAAAUAACCCAACUGCAGUCCGUCAUGAGCCUGCUGGACGAGCCUCCAACGACCAUGCCCGAGUUGACGGCCUUGCACCAUUUGAUGGUGGACAUCAAAAUGUUUGCCGGCGCAUCCAACGAGUCAACAACCCUCGUUCUCUACCUUGCAACCAAGGCACCCGGAGGACCAGUGACGCCUCUAUCAGAGAGUUACAUAAUAGAUGUGCCAGCUGGCGGACAAUUAACCAACAUAGCGCGGACCUCACAGAUGCGCACGCUUUUCUCCGAUCUUUCGUCUGCCGACAUUGGUGAUGUACCGUCCUCCAAGUCCGAGUUGUUGUUGGUCGUCAAGAUUCGAGCACCUCAGCCGGUUGUAGCAGCUAAGCCGAAUUCCCGAUCAGGCGGACCCUCGAAUAGCUCGCCCCAGAUAGCACCCAAAGAGUCAAAACCACCCCUGGCGUCUGGGAACAAGGCCUUGCGUAGGAGCAUGGUUUGGGCCAACAAGAACACCCGGGGCGCUUUUACUAGGAAGAACUCGGACCUGGAGGCCUUGUCGGAGCAGGCGGAAGAGCAGCAGAUGAGCAACGAGGCGCUCGAGAGCAGGGAAGGAGCACCACCAAGCACGGCGAACUCGAGGGCAGGCCGUUCUUCAAUGGACGGCCAAUCUCCACCGACUACAGCCGACAGGACGGUCGGUUUUGGAGUACUCAAGCUGAACUCGAUCAUGAAGCAACAGGGCGAAGACGUCGAACAUGUGGUCAACAUCUGGGCGCCUUGCUCCAAGUUCCCGUCCGACAGACAUGGUGACAGUGAGGAAUGGGAUCCACUAAUAAAGGAGAUAUGCGAUAGCAGAUCAGGUCAUUACGAAAGAUCAAGGAGAGCAGAAAGGUUACAGAUACGACUUCGGCCCUUCAACAACCCGGACGCCGAUGCCCUCAUCAAGAUGACGCCUACGAUUUUGUCCGGGAUCUGCAAGACUAACAAGAUGGGCUUUUCUGGAGCGCCGACCAAGCCUCGAUCGGACAUCUAUGUCACCAUUGACGAGGCCACCUUGACCCGACAGACACUGCUAUCCCGGUACGGAGCCAGCGCGACAGCGCUCCCCAGCAGUAUCCACGGCACCAACUUCCAGAUCACCCUCGAGGUACGCCGGGCAAAUGGCGAACGCAUCGACUACUGCAUAUAUCCAUCCUCCAAAAAUGAAGGGCUGAGCGUAUGGAGAUCAACAGCCGUCGACCGUGGAGACCCGUGGAAGCAGAUCAUCAAGCUUGUCCUUGCUCCCCAGGAUGUCCACCAGUCACAUAUCGUUAUGUACCUCUCCGAUGCGCCAAAUCCUCCCUUUGCUGUGGCAUACCUGCCUCUAUGGGACCAACAAGCAUUCAUCCAUGAUGGGUCUCACAAUCUGUUGCUGUACAAAUUGGACGAAAACACGUCGAGCGCCCAAGCACCAGCAGGAGCUAAGGGGGGAUACCUGAGCUUGCCUUUCACAUCCAACUUCCGCGAUGAGCAUGCCGAGGUGACUGGUCCGCUGGCUGUGUUGCGCAUCGAUACAUAUCUGUGCAGCACGAGGUUCUCCCAGGACAAGAUCGUGCUGGGCCUGUUGAAGGGCAAGGACUUGCCCCAGGGAGAGGUGCCCGACAUCUUGAAGGCCUUCAUCUUCGUUCCUGAGAUCGAGGUUGUCAAGUUGUUGAACGAUGUUUUGGAUGCCCUCUUCGGCAUUCUUGUACAUUACACCGGCAACGACGAUCUUGAAGACCUCGUCUUCACUGCAUUGGUUAGAGUGCUGGACAUCGUCCAUGACAGGCGCUUCAACCUCGCUCCUCUUGUCGACCAGUACGCAGAAACUCGGUUCAAUUACCCAUUCGCCACGCCCUGUCUCGUCAGGUCUUUUACCAGGCUACUGUCAAAACCCACCGAGCCCGAGACAGCACGCAAGCUGCGCGCCACUUUCAAGGUCGUACGGCACAUCCUCAAGUUCAUUACCCAUGCCAGGGGCCAACAAAAGGAAAAGGAGGCUGGGAUAGGGAUCACGACCUCCAAUCCCGGCUUCACGCGCCACCUGCGCACCAUCUUCAAGGCCCUCGAUGCUUUGAUGCGCAACCAGGCACCUGUCUUGGUGGGUAGCCAAACACUCGCCGUCCAACAUUUCCACACGUGGCUGCCCGAGCUCACCGGCUUGUUGACAACCGAGGAGAUCCUCCACAUCGCCAUCGACUUCAUGGACUCUUGCUCUUCCGUCAAGGGCAAGCUCGUGCUGUACAAGCUGGUCCUCAUUAUCAAUUACUCCAAGCUCGACAUCUUCUCGCACCCAGAGCAGCGGUCCGCCCUAAGCGCUAAUACCGUGAGGUGGAUUGCGCCGCACUGGGGGCUUACCGACGAGGUGACGGAGCAAUGGAAGGAACAGGUGCGACUGUGCUGCUCGGUGCUUGCCAGCCAGGUUGAGCAUCUCGGCCCGGAAAUCCCCGAUUACAUACCCAAGAUUAUCCAGUCUUACCUCGCCAUCCAGGCUGCCGAGAAAACACUAAAGAACCGUCUAUCGCUCCUGUUUCCCACGUCAUACCCGUUCCCUGCCAAGCCAACUGCCGAAGAGGUAGUCUUUGACGAAGCCCUCAUUGAGCUCUCUGCCGUCAUGUCAGCACUGUCCAACUCCCCCAGCGGCAUGCAACUUGAGCUGGCCGAAGAUGAUCUCAACAUCGUCAUCGAGAACUGCCUUCGCGUACACAUGAGCAUCUUGCAGGGCGAGACCUUCCCUUCCAACUGGCUGAGCGUGCAUAUCUUCCAUCACAAGUCCACCAUGCGGAUACUGCAAUACCUUGCCACUUUGCUGCUCGAAUCUUUCCUCCCGCAUCCGGAUGAGGCCGAGAACUUUGAUACCGAGCUGUGGAAGAUGUUCUUCACUACGAUGCUUAAGCUAGUGGGCAGCCCCUCGCUGGCUCUGGAGACGUUCCCGGAGCAAAAGAGGAGAGCGGUCUGGAAGAUUGCGGGCGAUGUCAGAGAGCAUGGAGCUGACCUGCUGAGGAAGACAUGGGAGGCUAUUGGGUGGGAGACGAGCUUGGAGGAGCGGGCACGAUAUGGGCUGUCCAAGAUGGGCGGCUAUCAGGUGCAGUAUGUGCCUACGCUUGUUGGGCCCAUUGUUGAGCUUUGCCUGAGUGUGCAUGAGGGUCUCCGGAGGAUGGCUGUAGAGGUUCUGCAGACCAUGAUUGUCAGCGAGUGGACACUGAGCGAAGACUUGUCUGUUAUCCAGACGGAGAUCAUCGACUGUCUCGAUGGCUACUUUAAGGAAAAACCAUUGACAGAGAGCAUCCUCCAGAAGCUCUUUGUGAGCGAGCUGCUGGACCGCUUCGAACCUCUCUCCAAGAUCCCAGAUGAGCCAUUGUACACUGCCAUCCGCGAGCUGAUGGGCACAGUCGACGAGUUCCUCGAUUUGCUGGUUGCCGUACACAGCGGCGACGGCUCAGGCGAAGCCUCCAACCUCAUUCACCGCCUCCGGCUCAUGGAGUUCCUCCGCGACAUGCAAAAGGAAGAGAUCUUCAUCCGCUACGUCCACCAGCUCGCCAGCCUCCAAGCCUUGGCGCGGAACCACACCGAAGCUGGACUGGCUCUCCGCCUACACGCGGACCUCUACGACUGGGACCCUCUCAAAACCACCCCCGCCCUCGACGAUCCUUCCUUCCCAGUGCAAUCCCACUUUGAGCGCAAGGAGCGCAUCUACUUUGACAUGAUCAAGCACUUCGAAGACGGACAUGCCUGGUCCUGCGCUCUCGCCGCCUACAAAGAGCUCCAAGCCCAGUACGAGUCCAACAUCUUCGACUUCGCUAAGCUCGCCCGCACACAGAGGGCUAUCGCCACCGUGUACGAGACCAUCGCACACAAGACCGACAAGAUCAUUCCCAAGUACUUCAAGGUUGUCUACAAGGGUCUCGGCUUUCCUCCUUCCGUGCGCGACAAAGCUUUUGUCUUUGAGGGGGCAUCCCCCACUGAACGCACGGCUGGAUUCACCGAUCGAAUGCAAGAGAUGUAUCCCUCCGCUCAGAUCAUCACACCUUCUCAUGACCGUGACACUGGAGAAUACGAUGUCGAAGGCCAGUUCCUGAUCAUAUCAGCCAUUUCUCCUCACCGUGACCUCACACAUACCGUCUUCCAGCGCGCUCGUGUCCCACAGGUCAUCCGCGACUAUCUUAUCUCUUCCAGCCCCCAAACCUUCAGCGUCAGCACGAAGAGAGACACCAACGGGGAUGUGAGGGAUCAUUACGCUGAAAAGACACUGUACACCACCGCUGAGCCCUUCCCAACAAUACUCAAACGGAGCGAGAUUGUUGAAAUCAAGCAUGUGCGGUUGACGGCAAAGGAGACGGCACUGGAAAGGAUCGUGAGGAAAACGGGUGAGAUGACGGCUGUUGAGAAGAAGGUGGCAGAAGGGCAAGCACAAGGAGGAGAGGGCAGUGACGAGGCUACGGUGAUGUUGUUGGUCGAUGCGGUCAGCAUCAGUGUGAACCCGGAGAGCGAGGCGAGUGUGAGUAGGUACCGAGAGCUGAUCCCCGGAAUGGGGAGCACGACGCCAAUCACGAUAAAAUGCGGGAGUGACGAGGACGAGGAUGACGAGGACGGCCCGCCAGAGAUUGAUACCCAAGAAAAUGCCAUCAAGAUGGCGUUGGUGGAUCAUGCGAUUAUGAUCAAGAGGUGUUUGGCGACUUUUGCGAAGAGCCCCAGGGAGACAGUGAAGAAACAUGGGGUAGAUCUGCAGAAGUGUAAGUUUCCUUUUGCUACCAUCGUGCUGGACAAUGUUGUGCUAACCAAGACAGUCUUCGAACAAACAUUCGCGCCCGAAAUCGCGAUCUUCACGCCCCAACCCGCCCGCUCUCCCAAUCCUUCUCCCGGCAGCGACCGCAGCGGCGGUAUCACACCCUCCCCAACCUGGCCGCGAUCACCGGGGCCCUCAGCUUUCGGCUCCUCGACCGGACAACACAAACAUCACCAAUUUGCCACGGCUUUGGCAAACGGCCACGGCCUCGGCAUUUCCGGAAACCCUCUAGGCCAUGCUCACAGCGCAAGCGAAACAGCCGAUGUUCUAGGCGAAAUUGUGGUCAGCACCGGUAUUUCCCAACCCGUUUCCCUGAGACAAGGACGCGGUGCAAGGUUGAGUUUCUUGGGAGGCCGGAAAAAGGAGGGGAACUCCCCCACGGCCCACCAAUUGUCAUCGACCGGCUCCAUCCCACACCUCCUCAACGGCAGCGACCAUAACCUCGUCAGCAGGUCCAAAUCCCACGAGGACAUCAACGCUGGCUCGGCAUCAGCGACGAUGAUGAACACACCCACUACCAAUGGCGAUCGAAGCCCUUCUGUCCCGAGUAAUGUGAUUCACAGCAGGAAAGAGCAGCAGCAGCAGCAGCAGCCAAUUGAGAACACGAAAGAGGGCAACGGGUCAAUAGGGAAGGCGAACCGCCGCUCCUUCCUUCGCGGUUUCAGCUCUUCCGACAAGGUUCACCUCGUCAACGCCAUUAACGGCGUGGCUGAGAGCGUCGGUGGAAACACGGAUUGGCAGACGGAGUAUUCAUCCCCUUCUCUUUCUCAGCCUAACUUGCAGUCGCAAUCGCAAUCGCAAUCCGAUCACCUUGACCGAGAAAGGGAACGCGGGGCGGCGGCAGCGGCACUGAAUGGCAUGUCUGUCAACGGCUAUGGGAAGAAGGAGAAGAAGGAGAAGAAGAGCAAGAAGAAUAAGGAGGAGAAGGAGGACAAGGAGGAGAAGGAGGAGGACAAGGACUUGAAGGAGUUGAAGGACAAGUUCCACAACGGUAGUGCAAGUGUCAAGAAAAGGCUGAGCAUGCUCAAGUUGGGGAACAUGAAGAAGAGCGGGAAGGGAGAGGGAAAGAUGGGGGCGCUGGAUGAGGAAUAG
Sordaria macrospora k-hell is the source of this 6630-nucleotide messenger RNA. The record is from RefSeq and is a predicted model, not a curated record. NCBI's taxonomy places the organism in Eukaryota, Fungi, Ascomycota, Sordariomycetes, Sordariales, Sordariaceae.